Nomia melanderi (Alkali bee) is the source of this 4103-nucleotide messenger RNA. RefSeq lists its product as uncharacterized. The record is from RefSeq and is a predicted model, not a curated record. Lineage: Eukaryota; Metazoa; Arthropoda; Insecta; Hymenoptera; Halictidae.
UUGGAUGUGCGGAAAAUCGAAUGAUUUUAAGGUAGUUUAAGAUUCAUUAAAAUAUGUAAUAUUAUAGCUGCUGCAAUAUUGGAGCCUACAGAGUUCGAAGGGUUAAAAAGAUGAACAGUUCUCUUGCAAAUCGUUGAAUUCUGUUAUCGACUGUCUUCCUCUGGCACACGGCGGAAGGAGAAUGGGACAAACAUUGUUCUCCAGUCGGACCGUCGCGGCAGUGGUAUGACUGUUCUCAGUUGGACAGCACGGCGAUGACCAGACUGGCGCACUGCGUUCUUAAGGAGAAUGGGAUCGACACUGUUCGCCAGUCCCGCCGUCGCCGCGCGGCUGUCCAGCUAGGAACGGCCAUUCCACUCGCCGCGGCGGUCCGACUGGAGAACAAUGUCAGUCCCAUUCCCCUUACGGCGCGCACCAGAUAGACAUUGCGUUUUCUCACGCAGAAUUCGACAGCGAUUUACAAGAGAACUACUCAUUUUUCACACAUGGUUCCUUUCAGACAAUUUCCCUUCGCGAUGAGUAGAAUACGAUGGCUUCAUCUGAAUCUCAUUUAACCCUUUGUUUGCCACGUAAACUCAUCAAAACUACCAUCUACUCGAAACAUUUUUCAGUAACUAGAAACUGAGAAAUUAAAAUUCUUAAUAAUUGCUCCACUAUCUUAUAUUUCAUGUAUCCAACGAAAUUCGGUUUGUUCGGUCGUCAAAAGAAUCAAUGUCCAAGUUUCUGUAAAAAAUGUCAGCCGAAUUCGGGUGACGUGACAGUCAAAGUGUUAUCACGCCACGAGGAGAAAGUAGAAUGAUACACUCACGUCAACGUCGCGCGAAACUCAACGGAAGGGUCCAUAACAGUCGCGUCCGUCUCCGUGAGUCGUUCGCCGGUUCUCCAGUGCCAGAGGAUGAUCCGGAAAUCGGGGUGGAUCGUCUGGCCGAGCAAGUAUUCGGUGCCAGCGAACGCGCAACACGAGUAACCGGUCGCCGCGUUGCUCUCGGCGCACCUCGCUAUCCGUCGCAGCGACGGAUAGACGAACACCGAUAUAAGAGGGUUCGACUUCCUCUCUACUAGAGAGAAGAUCGGAGCCACCUGCGAACGUCAACAAGACGAUCGGAUCGAUCUUGUACUUGACCCUUGCGUUACGAUACAUUUGUUAGAAGUAUCGUUAGUAAAAGAAAAUAUUCCAUGAUCUUUCUAUGUCCAGAUUUAGUGCAAACCAUACAAUUGCUAACAAGAAUAAUAAUGUUUCAUUUGAACUUAACGCAACUCAAUGACACUUCUGUUUGUUAAACCACAUUAGAAACCUUCACCUGACACAAUAUUGUAAGGCAAGGGGUUAAAGCUGAGAAGACAGAGAGAAACUGGAGCACUUGCGACGAAGAGAAUAAAAUUCCUAAUCUCGCUAACUUCAUUCUCCCUCGUUACACCUUGCUUUGUUGCAUAUUCGGACAUUCUUCCAGUUUCUUUGGCUCUUUUCAGCUUUGACGACAAUCGAAGUCUGAUCCAUAAUAUUAUACCGAGAGCCCGGCGACGCGAGACGCGCCGUCUCCUCUCUCGCGACCCUCGAAUCUCUCGAUGCGCGUCUCCCCGCUGCUCCAGUCGAAGAAGCGCGCGUACACGCCCGAGACGAUCGCGAUCGCGUCCCUCCCGACGAACGCGAAGUCUCGAGCUUCCCCGAACUUCGCCCAUCUGUGGAAACGGGAAAGCGAAGGUGUUGAAUAUAAUUAUUUUUGUAAAAAUGAACGACACAACGCUCGGCGCGUGCAAUAAAAAGAUGGCUGUUCUCGGGAAAAACAAUGGACUGCGAGGACUGAUACGUACGAGGUCUCCGCGCUCGAGUACCGCAUGACUUCCCGGUGAAUCUGAAUCGACUGCGUCCACUGACCGCGUUCGCCGGCAACUUUCUUCGCAGCGGUUGCCGGGAUACCUGGGAAUCCUAUCGAUCACGCUACCAUCGAGACACGGACGUUUCCCUUUCGUUCCCGUGUAAACUCCAAAUGUCUUCGAAUUGCUAGCAAUGAAAGUUUAUCAAAAAUGAAAGUGGACUGUAUACUCGCUGGUGUCAGAGUUCAAUUAUUCCCUUCGAAAAGGCUUUGGACUCUCACUCCUCGUAUUGUUUUAUAGACUUCGAUGUAGUUUUUACCUUGAGUUGACACGUAGACUGCCAACUACGAGACAGCUGGCAUUAUCCUAGGACGCCGACUAUGAGUUAUCUCGUGAGAACUUUAACCCUUCGUACUCGAGAGGUCUCGCGGUCACUUGAUUCGAUACAAAACUAUGAAGUUGAAUAUUUAAUAUAACAAGUUAUCUCGUGGAAACUAAGAAUAACAUAAUAAGAUCGAAUCAAAUUAGCUUCUGGGAAACCUACAGUUUGGCAGUGAACGUGUCAAAGAAUAUUUCGGAGCACGAUUUGCAUGUCUAACAACCCGCGACCGAAUUUUGCCACGGUGCACGUGUCUCGGUCGCGGCGGGAAUGCGAACGCCGAUCUUAGUAGGUCGAUAUCAUCGUCGUAGGAGGGUUCGAUGAAUCGUGAGACCGUUAUCGCGAUAACGCACUCCGCAUAACAAUGUACCGACACCUUUCCGCGCUCGGGGAUUUCCUCUCCUCGGAUUUCCAUCAGCCCAUCGCGCUGCUCGAGCAAACACGACGUCGAGUUCCACCGACGAACCCGAGGAACCCGACGAAAACCUCACACUUCGAUCUCCAAGACUCACGAUAAGCUCUGUCCUCGACAAGCAGGUGACCGGGUGAAAAGAAAGCUCGGAAAUAGGCCGAGCACCGCUACUCGCUUAAUAUGCCGGAGACGCGCGCGCGACGAGCGAAGCGUUCCCUUGCUCGGCGCGUCGGCGUCGCUCGAAAACUCAGAACACCGGGAAUCGUUCGAUCGCUAGGACCGCGAGUGAAUCCCCUCGAUCCAGUGUUGUUCACGAGGACCGUGAUCGUUCCGAAAGGGAGAAUGAUCGUGUCGCUCGGUAAAAAUUCGCGACUCUUUCGCGUUUGCCUCGCGCUGCUCUUGAUUGGUCCGUCGAGCUGCGAGGACGCGGCGAACGCGACGUCGGUCGAGUCGACGGAGAAGAUCGGCACGGUGCUCGGCGACGAGAAGCAAGGUUGGACGAUCGCGACUGCGAAAUCGAAAUCGGCGACUCGAUCGAGCUGGCCCAAAGACAGCUACCUCGAGGCGCUGCGGCACUCGCGCACCAGCACGGACCCUCGCGAGGGCCUCGUGUCGGCAGACGGAGACGCUCAGCAGAAUAGUCCCAAGAAUGGUCCCGCGAGCACCCGCGCGACGUCUCAGCGCAGGCGAGAGUACGUCCCCGGACCGGUCUACGUCGGCAAGGAUUACGAAAGCUCGACGUCGCCGAGGAUCGUUUACGGCGCGCCCGAUCGGGACUCCUUCUCCAUGGUCCCCAGCGAUUCCUACAGCCUCCCGAGCCACGCUUCCGGCGAUUUUCAUGGGAUACAGAACUCGUACGGCCCGCCGCAGUCGCAACCACCGCGCCCCGCGUACGGCCCGCCCAGCAAUUAUCCCGCGUACGCCGAUUAUACGCCUGCCGGAUACGCGGCGUCACACCAAGCGUACGGACCGCCGGCGCCAGUUUACGGGAACGGAUUGGGCCACGGAAUGUUCGAGUCGCCGCACAUCGUGCUGCCGACGGUGGACUUCUCUUGGCCGUUCGCGCUCAAGCUGAACGCCUUCACCGUGGCCAAGAUCCUCCUGAAGCUGGUCAUCUUCAAGAUGAUAGUCAAGUUCAUAGCGGUCAUUUGCCUGCUGCUCUUCAUUCCGAAGCUCGAGAUCAAGAAGGGCAACAAGAACGGCUCGAACAACAACGACGACGACGACGACGAGGACGAAGGACGUCAGUUUUUCGACGGCGACCUGCGGUUCUGGCAGCGACUGAACGCGUUGACGGCGUUCGUCAGCGACGCCGUCGACAAGUACCAGGCUCUGAACGGGGCCCGCUCCACCGUCAGCGACGAGUACAAGAGCUCGCGGAGACCGCAUCGCGAGGACUGGCAAGACUACGCGUAUCUUCUGAGGAGCUACGCGCUGGAGGAAACGGGACACUCGCACGCAUCUUAGCGUCUAGUCGAUCUAAUAUUUAUUUCUCAU